CAACGUCGCAAACAUCUCGAGGAGUGAAGGGGGGGGGGAGACGUGGCGGUGAGAUCAGGUGAAAUCUAUCGAGUUGCAGCUUUAUGUUCUGUGGUUGCAGUUGAUGAAUCGGAAAGCUUGAGAGGGUGUCGUAUUCGGGGGAAGGAAAGAAACAAUCGACGCGACAUCAUCGUCAAUCAUCGUCGAGAUGGCUGACAACGAGCAGAAGGCCUUACAACUGGUGGCGGAGGCCGAGAGGAAGUUGUCGUCGUCGAAGGGCUUUUUCGGCACUCUAUUCGGGAGUUCAUCGAAAGUUGAGGAAGCAGUAGAAUGUUACCAACGGGCGGCGAACAUGUUCAAGAUGGCAAAGAAAUGGAGUUCAGCAGGCAAAGCGUUUUACGACGCAGCAGAUUUACAUUCAAAGGCGGGUAGUCGUCAUGAUGCGGCUAAUAAUUACGUAGAUGCUGCCAAUUGCUUCAAAAAGUCUGAUACAAACGAGGCAAUCAGUUGCCUGUUGAAAGCUAUUGAGAUUUAUACUGACAUGGGUCGUUUUACGAUGGCAGCUAAACAUCAUCAAAGUAUAGCCGAAAUCUACGAAAGCGAAGCAGUUGAUUUGGAGCGCGCGGUACAUCAUUAUGAGCAAGCUGCGGACUACUUCCGUGGUGAGGAAAGUAACUCCUCUGCAAACAAGUGUCUUCUAAAAGUUGCGCAGUAUGCCGCGCAACUUGAGAAUUACGAUAAAGCCAUUCAGAUCUAUGAGCAGGUCGCUUCUGCGUCAUUAGAAAGUUCUUUACUAAAAUAUAGCGCCAAGGAAUACUUCUUUCGCGCUGCAUUAUGUCACUUGUGUGUGGAUUCGUUAAAUGCUCAACAUGCGAUUGAGCGUUAUCAGGAACAGUAUCCUGCUUUUCAAGACGCUAGAGAAUACAAACUGAUAAAGACAUUGAUAGAGCAUUUGGAGGAUCAGAAUCUAGAAGGUUACACAGAAGCAGUGAAGGAAUAUGAUUCAAUUUCAAGAUUGGAUCAGUGGUAUACAACAGUAUUGUUACGUAUAAAAAAGCAAAUUAACGAUAAUCCGGAUUUGCGCUGAUCAGUUGUUUCCUAUUUGUGUUAUCUUCUGGCAACGACAUUAUUUUCAGACCAUGCGUAUUUCUUAUUGAGCCACGCUCUACUUUCAGUAGAAACAAUAAAGUAAUUUUGUUUUUAUAUCCGGAUGUGUAAUCGCCCAUAUUAUAUUGCUCCCUCGUGCUUUCAACAAUUUUUGUUAUUUAUCUCUUUGUAUCUUUUAAAUCAUUAAGAAUAUUCAUGAAAUCGUGGAGAAUCACGAUAUGCAAGAAUGUGAGAGACGAUUAUUUCAAACGUCGUAAUUCUCAUGAUUAUUUUUUAUUAAUAUAUAAUAAUGAAAUGUAUAC
This is a messenger RNA of Cyphomyrmex costatus, 1388 nucleotides long. It is a transcript of the gene alphaSnap, whose product is annotated as Alpha-soluble NSF attachment protein. Gene Ontology annotation, biological process: intracellular protein transport; SNARE complex disassembly. Lineage: Eukaryota; Metazoa; Arthropoda; Insecta; Hymenoptera; Formicidae. Gene Ontology annotation, cellular component: vacuolar membrane; SNARE complex. The record is from RefSeq and is a predicted model, not a curated record. Gene Ontology annotation, molecular function: soluble NSF attachment protein activity; syntaxin binding. Bases 188 to 1066 code for a protein of 292 amino acids. The transcript has 5 exons.